GGUGGGAUUCGAACCCACGCCCCCGAAGAGACUGGAGCCUUAAUCCAGCGCCUUAGACCGCUCGGCCACACUACCUGYAAAUCACAGAUUAUGUGCAUGUAAUCCGGAACUCCAAUGAUCGCCUGUCAGUUUCCCUGUGUAUUGUAUGUGAUAUUUUUUGUUUAGUUCUUUAUUAAAGUUGUAGCAGUUUUGUCAAUAAAUAAAAUUUAAAAUUGUAGUGUUUUAAUUUGACCAGCGGGUGGCGGUGUGGCGCCAUCGACUCUUCGAUUAGAAUAGACAACGAAGAAGAAUUUGAGUGGCAGUGGGCGCCUUGUAGCUGCUCUGUUGYUUGUAUUCAAUACGACCAAAAGAUCAGCUGAGCCAUGAGUGAGUUCAGGAUCCACCAUGACGUGAACGAGCUGCUCAGCCUCCUGCAGGUGCGAGGAGGUGAUGGAGCGGAAGGAUACAUCGACUUACUGCAGAAACACAGAACUCCAUACGUCACCACCACAGUCUCUGCUCACAGUGCCAAGGUCAAAUUAGCAGAGUUCUCCAAAACACCUGAGGACUUCUUGAGGAAGUAUGAUGAGCUGAAGUCCAAAAAUGUUCGCAACCUCGAUCCUUUAGUGUAUCUGCUCUCCAAACUCUGUGAGGAUAAAGAGACGCUUCAGUUACUGCAGCAGAAUGCCAAAGAGAGAUCUGAGUCUUCAGCAAACACAAACUCGACCACGAGUUUCUCUCUGCCUCAAACCAGCACAAAGAUGUCCAUGCAGGAGCUGGAUGAGCUGCGGAAGAAGCUYGGCAAUGUGACGGCCAGCUCCAACGCUCCUCUGCCUGCUGAAGUCACAAGGAAGAUGCUACGAGACAAACACAAUAAGAAGAAUCCCACGCAGCCUAACCCCGUGUUUCCUAACUGGGUCUACGACCGCCCAGCUCUCAUCGGAGACUUCGUGACCAGCCCCGCCCUGGCAGCAGAUCCAGCUGUGGCCAUCGGCACGCUGCCGCUGCCGGCUCAGGAGCAGUUUGUGGUGGAGGACCUGCUUUUUGUUCUCAUCGGAGUCGACGGGCGAGACAUCACGGCUCAGCCUGUUCUGGGGAGGCAGAACCGCUCGUUUAUCGUUGAUACAACUCUGGACAUGUCUGUGAAAGAGCUGGUGAACAGAAUCUUACCUGUGGCAUCGUAUUACUCCACCAUAACAAGGUUCAUCGAGGAGAAGUCGUCCUUCGAGUAUGGCCAGGUGAACCACGCCCUCACGGCGGCGAUGAGGACUCUGAUGAAGGAGUACCUGAUCCUCAUCACUCAGCUGGAGCACCUCCAGCGGCAGGGCCUACUGUCUCUGCAGAAACUCUGGUUUUACAUCCAACCCACCAUGAGGACUAUGGAGAUUCUGGCGUCUAUCGCCUCCUCGUUGGACAAAGGGGACUGUAUGGGCGGGUCGACUCUCAGCCUUCUUCAUGAUCGGACCUUUAACUACACGGGUGACAGCCAGGCUCAGGAGCUCUGCCUUUACCUCACUAAAGCAGCCAGCGUGCCCUACUUUGAAAUUCUGGAGAAGUGGAUCUACAGAGGCAUCAUCAAGGAUCCGUACAGCGAGUUUAUGGUAGAGGAGCACGAGCUGCAGAAGGAGAAGAUUCAAGAGGACUACAACGACAAGUACUGGGACCAGAGGUACACCAUCGUCCAGCACCGGAUUCCCUCCUUUCUGCAGAAAAUGGCUGACAAAAUAUUAAGCACAGGGAAGUACCUGAACGUGGUGCGAGAGUGUGGCCGGGAUGUGACGUGUCCCGAUGCUAAGGAAGUUCUGUACACCCUGAAGGAGCGGGCCUACGUGGAGCAAAUAGAGAAGGCCUACAACUACGCCAGCAAGGUCCUCCUGGACUUCCUGAUGGAAGAGAAGGAGCUGGUGUCACGUCUCAGAUCAAUAAAGCACUACUUUCUGAUGGACAAAGGAGAUUUCUUCGUGCACUUCAUGGACCUGACAGAGGAGGAGCUGAAGAAGCCAGUGGAUGACAUCGUUCCUCCGAGACUUGAAGCUCUGCUGGAGCUGGCUCUGAGAAUGAGCACAGCCAACACGGACCCCUUCAAAGAUGAUCUGAAGAUCGACUUGAUGCCUCAUGAUGUCAUCACUCAGCUGCUGCGGGUUCUUGCCAUCGAGACCAAGCAGGAGAAGGCCAUCAUCAACGCUGAGCCGACGGACGUGGCACUCAGUGGGUUGGAGGCUUUCUCCUUCGACUACAUCGUCAAGUGGCCGCUGUCACUCAUCAUCAACAGGAAAGCGCUGACGAGGUACCAGAUGCUUUUCAGACACAUGUUUUACUGUAAACACGUGGAGCGGCUGCUUUGCAAUGUGUGGAUCAGCAACAAAGAUUCCAAGCAGUACUCCUUGUCUUCGGCUAAAUGGUUUGCAGCUGCGUUCGCCCUGCGCCAGCGGAUGCUGAACUUUGUGCAGAACAUCCAGUACUACAUGAUGUUCGAGGUGAUGGAGCCCACCUGGCACGUCAUGGAGAACAACCUGAAGACGGCUUCAAACAUCGACGACGUUCUCUGUCAUCACACCAGCUUCCUGGACAACUGUCUGAAGGACUGCAUGCUGACCAACCCUGAGCUCCUCAGGAUCUUCUCCAAACUCAUGUCCGUCUGCGUCAUGUUCACUAACUGCAUGCAGCGGUUCACUCAGAGCCUGAGGCUGGAGCGUCUCUCUCAGGAGCAGGAGACGGUGGGCGCACCUUCAGCUCCAAGCGAACAGCCCGAACAAUUGGAGAAGAAGAAGCCGACCACAAAGUUUUUAGCCGAACACACGGAGGGUCUUCAGUCCGACGCCGGCUUCGAAGCCACCAUCGGUAAGUUCGACAGCAACUUCAGCCUGCUGCUUCUGGACCUGCUGGACAAGCUGAGCAUCUACAGCACCAACGACUGCGAGCACAGCAUGAUCAGCAUCAUCUACAGGCUGGACUUUAACGGCUUCUACACAGAGCGGCUGGAGAGGAUGGCUGUAGAGCGCAAUCAGAAAGCUGCAGCGUAAAAAGUCAACGAAUAAACUGUUCAUCGAUCAAACGUCUCCUUGUCGCUCAGAAACAAGUCGACCUCCAUCACUCAGAGCAGCUUCUKUGUAUAUUCUGUUUUAUGAUGUGAAAUGUAGUCUUAAUGUGUGCAGAAUCAUUUCACCACUUCAGCUCUGAAACGAUAACUUAAGCAUGUACAGUCAAAAUGUGUUUUUUUUAUUAAAGAUCUUCCUGAACAGA
Messenger RNA from Austrofundulus limnaeus, 3222 nucleotides. It is a transcript of the gene tubgcp2, whose product is annotated as tubulin gamma complex component 2. The record is from RefSeq and is a predicted model, not a curated record. NCBI's taxonomy places the organism in Eukaryota, Metazoa, Chordata, Actinopteri, Cyprinodontiformes, Rivulidae. Gene Ontology annotation, molecular function: gamma-tubulin binding; microtubule minus-end binding. Gene Ontology annotation, cellular component: spindle pole; gamma-tubulin complex; microtubule organizing center. The coding region runs from base 363 to 3002 and encodes 879 amino acids. Gene Ontology annotation, biological process: mitotic cell cycle; cytoplasmic microtubule organization; microtubule nucleation. The transcript is spliced from 18 exons.